CGCUCGGAGCUUCCCAGAAAUUGACGGAGAAUCGUGACCGCAACUUUCUAUUUUAUCUUCUCCAUCUCCAUCUCCAUCGCCCGCAAAAAUAAAAGGAAAGAGAACAGAGGGAAAAGGGCUGGUAUUUACGUGUUCGUGUUGCUUCCCUGCAUCUCCGUGCAGAGGCCUCUCCCACCCCCUCUUUUUCCCUUUGUCCUGCCUCUCUCUAUUGUGUUCUCUGGUCUUUAUUGAAAGCUCGAUCUCGUGCGGUCUGUUCUGGAAGAACCCCAUUCCUGAGAUUUGAGGAAACCCGUCCCCGGAUUCUCCAUGGAAGAGGCACAAGUGGUCGAGUCCAAAGAUGGGACCAUCUCUGUGGCUUCUGCAUUUAGUGGUCACCAAGAAGCUGUUCAAGACAGAGAUCACAAAUUCUUAUCAAAAGCAGUUGAAGAAGCAUAUCAUGGAGUUGAUUGUGGUGAUGGAGGCCCUUUUGGUGCGGUUGUAGUUCAUAAUGAUGAAAUAAUUGUUAGCUGUCAUAAUAUGGUCUUGAAAAACACAGAUCCAACUGCUCAUGCUGAGGUGUCUGCAAUAAGGGAGGCUUGUAAGAAACUUGGGAAAAUCGAACUCUCUGACUGUGAAAUAUAUGCAUCCUGUGAGCCUUGCCCUAUGUGCUUCGGUGCAAUUCAUCUUUCCAGGAUUAAGAGGCUGGUUUAUGGAGCCCAGGCAGAGGCUGCAAUAGCUAUUGGAUUUGAUGAUUUCAUUGCUGAUGCAUUGAGAGGCACUGGAUUCUACCAGAAGGCCCAUUUGGAGAUCAAAAGAGCUGAUGGUAAUGGAGCCAUUAUUGCAGAACAGGUCUUUGAGAAGACCAAGGAGAAGUUUCAGAUGUACUGAUUAUUGACUGCCUUGAGAGAUUAAGAAGUACCAUACAUAUUGAACGUCUCCUGAAUCCAAAGAACAUGAAGGAAACUCUAGACAAACUUUUUAUUGGUUUUGGUACUUCUAGUGCUCUUUGGGAUUAAUAAGUGGCAAAUUUAUACACCAUUUUUCAUGAUAAUGAAGUAUUUCAAAUAGUCAACACCCUA
This is a messenger RNA of Phoenix dactylifera (date palm), 1058 nucleotides long. RefSeq names its product Cytidine/deoxycytidylate deaminase family protein. The record is from RefSeq and is a predicted model, not a curated record. Gene Ontology annotation, molecular function: zinc ion binding; guanosine deaminase activity. Lineage: Eukaryota; Viridiplantae; Streptophyta; Magnoliopsida; Arecales; Arecaceae. Gene Ontology annotation, biological process: purine nucleoside catabolic process.